AUGGUCGUUCCAUAUUGGGCCUUUGGCUCCGACUGCUUCGAUUUCGUAGGUUAUCGGACGUCGAACGGCCUCUCAUUCGCUGACGCUUGCCCCACGGACUACCUUCCCAUUUCUUCGGGGCCCAACGUCACUCUCGAGAAAACGCCGGAGAACCAUGAUGGAUCCCCCAAUGGUUAUGCCUUCCUAGAAAGGGUGAAGGCCGCUUGGAUGUUCAAGGAGCGGAAGAGACCGAGGCGCGAGCGGGACACCUCUUUACCUACCACCUCGUGCCCCCCUUCUCCCCUUUACGACUCAGAUCUUGACGCCUGGGACUUUCCUGGGACCGUUUACUGUCAAACUGCAUGGUCAAAGAAUCACAUGUUGUCAGAUGUGGAUGAUGAAAUCCUCGUUGUUGAAGAUUCCUGA
Pleurotus ostreatus (oyster mushroom) is the source of this 405-nucleotide messenger RNA. RefSeq lists its product as uncharacterized. The transcript is spliced from 3 exons. The record is from RefSeq and is a predicted model, not a curated record. Bases 1 to 405 code for a protein of 134 amino acids. Lineage: Eukaryota; Fungi; Basidiomycota; Agaricomycetes; Agaricales; Pleurotaceae.